ACUAGUCAUGGGGUGGGGUGGCUGAUGUCUUUGCCUUUUCCUGCCCCUGGCUCUCACCCCUGGGACUUACAGACAGACAGGCAGGCAGACAGACAGAGAACGAGAGAGAGGACUAACACACAGAGGCCUCUCUCACUAUAUCAUCCCUUCACUGGAAAAAAAAACAUCUAACUUUUGUUAUUUAUUCAAGUGAUCGUAUUGAGAUUAGAACUCUCUUUUGAAAGGGGAGACCUGCCAUAGUACGACGGCAACUAAACCCGACACUCCAUCCUAAUCUACCUGGAGUUCCAGGCUCUUUCUAAGCUGUGAGGUGCUGUGGAAUAGCAGCAUGGGUAGACCCACUAUGAGCCGUGCCACUGCCCUGCUCACACUCCUGGCCUGUCUGGUUGUCUUAGAGGCCCGUCAUGAGCCAGGAUACUGUGCCUUCUACGAGGAGUGUGGUAGAAACCCAACGGUGGCGGGAUCCCUCCUCCCCCCCAUAAUCCCCUGCCUCAACUACAGCCGUGCUCGAGCCCUCGAGGGGGAGCACUACCAGCAACUCAAAAAGGUGUGCCCCAUGCUGGACCGUGGAGAGGGCAGCACCACCGCCUGCUGCUCUAUAAAGCAGCUCAAGUCCCUGGAAAUGAGCCUGAUGCUGUCCAAGGCAGUGCUCAUGCGCUGCCCCUCCUGUGCUGACAACUUUGCCCACCUCCACUGCAUCAACACCUGCAGCCCUGACCAGACCACAACCAUUAACGUGACACGCACCAUGAACAUCACCACCUUGGGGAUUGUCAAAGAGGCUGUGGUGGGUUACCAGGCCUACUUGUCCACCUCGUUUGCCGACAAAUCCUUUGAGUCCUGCAAGAACGUGAGGAUUCCCGCCACGGGGGGGUAUGCCAUCGCUACCAUGUGUGGACGCUAUGGCUCAGCACUCUGUACGGCUCAGCGCUGGUAUGACUUCCAGGGAGACUCCAGUAAUGGACUGGCCCCACUGGACAUCGACUUCAGGCUGAUCCCAGAAGGGGUCACCGAGGGGAUACCCGAUGGGGUAGUACCUUACGCUGGGAGGGCGCUGGGGUGUAACGAGAUGACCCCAACAGGGGCAGAGGUUUGCUCCUGCCAGGACUGCCAGGCCUCGUGCCCGGUCGUACCCUCUCCCCCACCCCCCGCAGAACCCUUCACCAUCGGGGGGGUGGACGGCUACCUGGUGCUAUGUGUGAUCUUCCUCUGCGUUCUCAUUCUAGCCUUCCUGCUCUUUGUGCUCUCCACCUACCUCCUGAGGAAGGAAGAGGGCAAGGACUCUGAGAAAGGGAAAGGAAAGGGGAAAGGGAUGGAUAAGAAUGGGAACAACGUGAGUGAGAGGCUGAUUGAACCGUGGGAGGUGACGUGUACAGACAAGAACAGCCUGGCUACUCAGGAGUUCCUGGGUUCUGGGUUCCGGGCAUGGGGCACCCUCGUCGCCUCACACCCCCUCAAGGUGUUGCUAGCGUCGGCUGUGGUCACAGCUGCCUUCGCCACAGGACUCAUGCACAUUGAACUGACCACUGACCCGGUCCAGUUGUGGUCAGCCCCAAACAGCCGUGCCCGUAUGGAGAAGGACUUCCAUGACAAGCACUUUGACCCAUUCUUUAGAACCAACCAGAUGAUCCUAACAGCGCCGGGCCGACCUGGUCACUUCUACGACUCGUUGCUGUUCGGGAAGCAGAACUUCAGUGGAAUCAUUGCCAAAGACCUGAUCCUGGAACUUCUAAAGCUGCAGAAAAAGAUUCAGAACAUUGAGUUCUGGUCGAAUGAUCUGAACCGUAUGGCAAGUCUGAAGGAUGUGUGCUUCGCGCCCCUCAACCCCUCCAACCCCUCCCUGACUGACUGUGCUGUCAACAGCCUGCCCCAGUACUUCCAGAACAGUGUGGACAACCUCAACGCUAAAGUCAACAUGACGGAGCUGGGAGUGACCAAGGAGGUGGACUGGAGAGACCACUUCAUCUACUGCGUCAACUCUCCCCUGUCGUUCAAAGACAUCACUGACCUGCAGUUGAGCUGCAUGGCUGAUUAUGGAGCACCAGUCUUCCCCUUCCUCGCAGUGGGAGGAUACGAGAAUGAAGGCUACACUACAGCAGAAGCUCUCAUCCUGACAUUCUCCCUCAAUAACUACCCUCGAGACAACGUUAAGUUCAAGGUGGCCCUGGAGUGGGAGCAAAGGUUCCUGGACAUAGUCCAAGAGUACCAGAAGAGUCCAGGCAACCCGUUCACCUUUGCGUACAUGGCUGAGAGGUCACUGGAGGAUGAGAUUAACAGGACGACAGCGGAGGACAUCCCCAUCUUCAUGAUCAGCUAUGCUGUUAUCUUUGUGUACAUCGCUGUGGCUCUGGGGGAGUACACCUCCUUCAGUCGAAUACUGGUGGACUCGAAGUUCCUGGUUGGUCUGGGUGGUAUCCUGGUGGUGGGCUGCUCUGUCCUGGCCUCCAUGGGUUUCUACGCCUGGAUCGGUAUCCCCUCCUCUCUGAUCAUCCUCCAGGUUGUCCCCUUCCUGGUGCUGGCCGUAGGAGCUGACAACAUCUUUAUCUUCGUCCUGGAGUACCAGAGGGACGCACGGAGGCCAGGCGAAAAGAGGGAGGAGCGGAUCGGACGUGUCCUUGGAAAUGUAGCUCCCAGCAUGCUCCUGUGCUCUCUCUCCGAGUCUGUCUGCUUCUUCCUGGGCGCUCUGAGCACCAUGCCUGCUGUCAAGUCCUUUGCUCUGUACGCUGCCCUGGCUGUGCUCAUGGACUUCGUGCUGCAGAUGACGGCCUUCGUGGCGUUGCUGUCCCUGGACGCCAGACGGCAGGACGGGAACCGCUGCGAGCUGGCCUGCUGCGUCUCCGUCAAGACCACGGCCCCCUCCAAACCCAACGAGGGUUUCCUUCUGCCCGCCAUGAGGAAAUACUAUGCCCCCGUCCUCCUCCACCCCGUCACCAGGGUCAUAGUGAUUGUUGUGUUCAUCUUUAUGUUCAUCUCCUCCAUCUACCUGAUGUUCUAUGUGACAGUGGGUCUGGAUCAGGAGCUGGCUAUGCCCCAGGGUUCCUACAUGUUGGAGUAUUUCAAGUACCUGUAUGCGUACUUUGAGGUGGGCGUCCCAACCUAUUUUGUCACGACAAAGGGCUUUAACUUCACCAGCAUAGCGGGUAUGAAUGCAACCUGCUCCAGUGUGGGCUGUGACCCCUUCUCUCUCACUCAGAAGAUCCAGUACGCCACUGAAUACCCUGACCUAUCUUACAUGGCCAUCCCAGCAAAUUCGUGGGUGGACGACUUCAUUGACUGGCUAAACCCUGGAUCCAAAUGCUGUCGGCUCUAUUCCAUCGGUCCUAACAAAGGGAAAUUCUGUCCCGCGAGCGAAUCGGCCUUCCUGUGUGGGCAGAAGUGUAUGAAGACUCCCCUUAACGGGGUACUGAGGCCCGACAAGGAGCAAUUCAACCGCUUCCUACCAGACUUCCUAGGCAACAGGCCCGACCUGCAGUGCCCUAAGGGAGGUCUUGGAGCCUAUGAUAAGGCUGUGAUCACAGAUGAGAGUGGAGAAAUUAUAGCCACCAGGUUCAUGGCGUACCACACGGCCCUGACCACCUCCAAGGAGUUCACUGCAGCUCUAAAAAUAGCCAGAGAGCUGGCCCACAACAUCACCCUCAGCAUGAGAUCCAUACCUGGCACAUCCCAGGACUUUGAGGUCUUCCCCUACACGGUGACCUAUGUGUUCUAUGAACAGUACCUGACCAUUGUGUCUGAGGGACUGUUUAACAUCUCCCUGUGCCUACUGCCAACCUUUGUGGUGUGCUGUCUGCUGCUGGGCAUGGACCUGCGCUCCGGCGCUCUCAACCUCCUCACCAUCAUCAUGAUCACCGUGGAUACCGUGGGCGUCAUGACACUGUGGGGCAUCGACUACAACGCUGUGGCUCUUAUCAACCUGGUCACGGCGGUGGGUAUCUCUGUGGAGUUUGUAUCUCACAUGACACGAUCCUUUGCCAUGAGCAUCCAGCCUACACAUGUAGAGAGAGCCAAGGAGGCUACUGCUACUAUGGGCAGUGCGGUGUUUGCUGGCGUCGCCAUGACGAACCUGCCUGGCAUAGUUGUGUUGGCAUUUGCCAAAGCCCAGCUCAUCCAGAUAUUCUUCUUCCGUUUAAACCUGGUUAUCACUCUGCUGGGCAUGGCCCAUGGCCUCAUAUUCCUGCCCGUGCUGCUCAGCUACUUUGGUCCUGGAGUGAAUAAAGCAGUGUUGCUACGGCUACAACAGGCCAAGGCCCAGGAGCUGGAGCUGAGUAGCAACGCCAAGAACAUCUACGACAACAUCGGCUACGAAAACCAGGAGAACAGCCCCAACCCCCAUCACCCCGUACGAACCCCGCACCACUGAGAACCUCAAAAAGGUUGCGAUAGAAGAGACAAUACCCCACCCCCUCCCCACACAGAGACAAUCUCUGAGGAACAGCUGGAUAAAGUGGUGAGAGUGGGCCAUUUCUGAACACCACCACCUAACCAACUGUUUCCAGGUUAUCUACAUAUACCUCCAUAACCAUAGGAACCGCAAGAGCCCGAAGCAAGGACAAUGUAUGUGGCAAAGCAGGGUCUAAUAGAGAUUCUAUAUAUUGAGCCAUAUGUGCAGAUCUUCAUCUAUGGCACUAGCGGCAAUGUCCCAUUAUUCAGGAAAGGCAGGACUGAAGGCCGCAAUAGACACGACCGUGCAAUAUCUACUACCAGAUGAACUGUGUGGAGUGGAGAUACAUAACCACGCACUGAGCUGAGGGACCUAUUGGUCGUUCAACAGAGACAUCACUUAUAAUAAAUAGUAUACUGUGUAAUGUAGACAUGUAGUCUCUCAUCUCCAUAUUCUGCAUGUGACAGUUUCUGCCUGGGCAGGAGGAACUGGCAGGAUGAUUUCUGCAUUGCAAAUUAGGCAGGCACAAAGUGGUUCCUAGUGAGAAAUUACAUACAAAUAUGCUAACAAAAUUAUUUUUUUAUACUAUUAGAAUUGUUUUAUGUGUCAGUUAAAUGUAAAUGUAUGAACAAAAUCUGUUCAUCAAGUAUUCCCACGAAUAAAAAAGAGAUGUGAUCAUGUCUGAAUGUAAUCAAGGUAAGAAAGUAUAGUUAUUUUCAAAUACAAUCUCUUUUUGAUUGUGGUCAAUUUGCAGUGUACAAAUUAUUAUAAUUAUGUUUCGGUUCCCCUUCCAUCCACUCCGACAAAAUUCGGCCUGCAGCUGAAUCUAGUUGCUUUCCCCUAAAUUACAGUAAGAGAAAACACUCCAGUAAAUCAUUAUUUUCUGUAUUGUUUGUAAAAAAAUAUUGUGAAAUGACUAUUAAACUUGUCUGUAAAGUA
Messenger RNA from Oncorhynchus mykiss (rainbow trout), 5320 nucleotides. It is a transcript of the gene npc1l1, whose product is annotated as NPC1-like 1. Gene Ontology annotation, biological process: intestinal cholesterol absorption; sterol transport; cholesterol homeostasis. Gene Ontology annotation, cellular component: plasma membrane. Lineage: Eukaryota; Metazoa; Chordata; Actinopteri; Salmoniformes; Salmonidae. Gene Ontology annotation, molecular function: cholesterol binding; lipid carrier activity. The record is from RefSeq and is a predicted model, not a curated record.